Molecule: messenger RNA, 1072 nt
Organism: Misgurnus anguillicaudatus (oriental weatherfish)
Lineage: Eukaryota; Metazoa; Chordata; Actinopteri; Cypriniformes; Cobitidae
Source: RefSeq, a predicted model, not a curated record
UACUGUUUUAUUGCUCCUCCUUGUUAUCAUUUGUAAUAUAGUGUUGUAAGUAAAAGCGUUCAUGGUAAAAACGAAACAAAAUAAUCUGUACGUCCACUUCGUCCUCCAUACUAUAGGGGCGGUAAUACGUUUUAGUCCAUUGACAUUCACAGAGUGCCCAGCACAGAAGAAAGCAUAAUGCUGCCAAACAAAACAAAAAACUAAAAUGGGAUCUGAAGAAGUCUUUAAAUGCAAGUAGCAUGUUGUUUUCAUGACACAAUGGCUUUUGGGAGUGAUGCAAACACGGCAGAUUUGAUCAUAUGGAGGGUCAGUAACAGCAACCUGUUUACAGGAAGGAGAAAUGCAGCCAUCAAAGCUUUUGAGCUGUAUGUGAAAGAAAAACAGCUGGAAGGGAACGUGACUCCUGCAUGGGUUAGAAAAAAGUGGGAGAAUCUGAAGCAGAAGUACAAGGACCUCAAAAGUCUUCAUAUGGUUGGGGGAGAUACAGGAAUCACGACCUGGAAGUGGUACGCAAUCAUGGAUGGAGCCCUAAGUAGCGAGAUCACCCUAAAUCCUUUCAUUACACCUGUCCACAUAUCCUCAUCUGCUCAGGAUUCUCCACCUGUUAAGCAGAGAAAAGCAGAAGAUUGGGUGAUGGCCCUACGGGAGAUAGAGAGGCUACAGGAGGAACGAGAGAGGCAAACGACAGAGAGAGAGGAUGAGAGAGACAGACGAGCCGCAGAGACAGACGCGCUGCAGAGAGAGAGGUGGAAAGAGACCGGAGGGCCGCAGAGAGGGAAGAGGAGCGAGAGAGACUAGUGCUGGAGAGGGAGAGGAGAAGGGAAGAAGAAAUGUUUGCAAGAGAGGAGCGUUGGGAGAAAGAAAUGCUUGCUAGAGAAGAGAGACAGGAAAAGGAGUAUCGAGAAAGAGAGGAGAGGAGAGAUAAAGAGGCUGCUGCUAGAGAAGAAAAGCUCUUUAAACUCCUUGAGACAUUUCUGUCCAAAAAAUAGAAGAGUUACUGAUGGAAUCACAUUCCACGUUUCCAAGUUCCAAGUAUUGUCUAUUUUCUACAAAUAAACUAUUUUGGUUGGCA